UGUGCCACGUGUCAUCAGGGAUGGGUCCCUACAAUGCCCCCCUUUUUAAGUUGUCGAUUUUGCCCUAGCAAAAUGGGCGGGUUAAAAAAGAAUGAUUGCCUCUUAAAACCGGGGUUCGCUUUUUGUUCUUACUGGGCCACGUGGCGAGCUGAGGCGAAAAGACAGGAGAGCCUUUAUGGCGAGCCGCCGUCUCUGGGUAUUCCCUAGGCAAUGUGUCGGUUUAAUGAUAGCGUUUUUCUGAACGCUUGGGAUACUGAGGUGCUGUCUCUUAUAAAUAUCAGGCUGUGGACUCCCGUUGCUUUUUCUUACUGCAUCUUCCUUGUCAUCGCUUCAUUUGUCUGCUGUUUUGUCUUUGCUUGUGAGCGUACCGGCAGCAUUCAGGUGGUGACGGUGACUGCAUUUGCGGUUUUCGACCCUGUUUUCGAGUUUACACUUGAUUGUGCUUCAUCUUUGUACUGGAAAAUGUCUGCUACCAAGGAAGUUACUUCAGCUCGCCCGUCUGGUGACGCUCGUGCAGAAAAGUCUGUAGAAAAGUUGAAUGUAAAAGAAUUUCGCGAUCGGUUUUGCGUUCCUAAUGGCGUGUCUGUAGAGCUGUUUGAUGGGAGGGCGUGUUGCCUGAGAAGCCGGAAAAUAACGCGAUACUCUUUACCAAGGAGCAGUUUAAUGCUGGGCUUCGAUUCCCUGUCCCUUCUCUGCUCAAGGAAUUUCUGCACUUCACCCAGAUUCCUCCAGUGUACGUACAUCCCAACAUGA
Molecule: messenger RNA, 753 nt
Organism: Vitis riparia (riverbank grape)
Lineage: Eukaryota; Viridiplantae; Streptophyta; Magnoliopsida; Vitales; Vitaceae
Exons: 2
Coding region: 211-753 (180 amino acids)
Source: RefSeq, a predicted model, not a curated record